Molecule: messenger RNA, 2524 nt
Organism: Tachyglossus aculeatus (Australian echidna)
Lineage: Eukaryota; Metazoa; Chordata; Mammalia; Monotremata; Tachyglossidae
Gene: MSLN
Product: mesothelin
Exons: 18
Coding region: 110-2227 (705 amino acids)
Biological process (GO): cell-matrix adhesion
Cellular component (GO): cell surface
Source: RefSeq, a predicted model, not a curated record
AGGAAAACCGCAAAUCGCUCCUUCCCCAUUGGAACCAGGCUCCUCUCCUCCAGCGCCGGCCGGCCGUGGGGCAGUCCAGGGUGGGCUUCUCGGAGGCCAGACGGCAGUGAUGGAGUGGGGUGGGAGCCCCCGGCCCCUGAGGCGGCUGCUGAUCCUUCUGGCCUGGAUGGCGCAGACGGGGCCAGCGGUGGCCGAGAUGAUGGCAGCCGCGGCGUCGGGCCCCACGGAGCUGGUGAGGACCGUCCCGGCCGGGCUGGCGGGCACCGUCCCCCUGGCCCUGCGGGCCUUCAGGGAGGAAUCGCCGCCACGACUCGACGACCUCAACGGGAAGCCGUGGACCCGCCAACAAGCCACCGUGUUCUUCGACGCCGUGGUGAGGAACGGGUCCGGCUUCUCCAGCCUCUCGGCCCACGUCCUGCACGGCUUCUCCUGCGCGGCGGUCCGCGCCCUGACCCCGCGGUGGCUCCGACGGCUGGCGGUGGCCCUGGGGCGGCUGGACGUCCGGCUGGCGGCGGAGCAGCUGAGCUGCCUGGCGGACAGAGUGGCGGAGGCCUCCCGUCUGUCCCGGGACUCGAACCGACUCCCCGGGGACCUGCUGCCGUUCCUCAGCCCGUCGGAGUUGGCGGGAGCGAGCGGCUGCCGGAGGAUCUUCGGCCGCGUCGGAGAAGCCAGAGUGGACGCCCUGCUCCCGCCCGGCCGGCCGCCGCGUGCCCGGCUGCUGGCCGCUGCCUUAGCCUGCCUGGUACUGAGCGUCGCGGGGGCCGCGGGGGCUGGAGGGACGGCGGGCGGAGGGCGGGAGACUCCGGGCCCGGCUUCGAGGCCCCCGCUGCCGGGGGUCCGGGGCCGCGGGCCGAGCGCCGAGGCCACCGGGGUCCUGGGCCGCCCGGCCCGCGACCUCGACGGGCGUUUCGUACUCACCCGCUGCCGGGCCGGCCUCAGCCCGGACCAGGCCGGAGCCGUCCGCGCGGCCCUCCGGGACGGCCGCACGGCCUUCGGGCCUCCCUCCAACUGGACAGUGGCCACCUUGAAUGGCCUCCGCGGGCUACUCCGGGCAUUUGACCGGCACAUCGUUCGGAGCAUCCCCGAGGGCGUCGCGUCCGCUUGGUUGAAGGGGGCCAUCACGGACCCCGCGUGGCCUCGGCAAGACCUCGUCGACUUCGCCCGGCACCUUCGGCCGACGCGGAUCAGGAGAGACGUUGGGCCUGGGGGAGAGACGAGCUGCCCGUCGGACAAGAAGGCGCUGGAGGACAUAGAAAACGUGGACGUGGUUGUGUACUCGGAGCAGACGCUGCAGGACUGCCUCAACGCCAGCAUCGUGGCCGAGAAGCUGGAGUCGCUGGGCCUCUACCCUUUCUCCGAGCAGCAGUUCGCCAUCCUCAAGGAGAAACUGGACGAGGCCUAUCCCGCCGGGUACCCGGAGGAGGUGAUCCGACGCCUCGGGAGCAUCGCCCGCUUCGUGACGUCGCGGGACGUGGAGAAGUGGAACGUGACCUCCGUGGAAACGCUCGACUCCCUGCUGGGACCGAAGGAGGAGGGGGAGGAGAUGAAUUCAUCGGUCGGUGAUUCCCGGCUGCUGCAGGUCGCCGCGGCGGUCGUCAAGCGUUUUGUGCUUGGAGGGAAUCCCCUCAGCUCCGCCGCCCUGAGCAUCCUUGGUUCCAAGUACGUGUGCCUGCUGUCCGAGGCCCAGCUGGACACCGUCACGCCCCAGGCCCUCCGGAUGGCGGCCCAGCUGAACCUGUCGGCGUGCUCCCAGCCGCAGAAGAGCGUCCUGUACCGCAAGGCCCAGCUGGCUUUCCAGGACGAGAGGCCGCCACAGUUUUAUCUCCUGAUCCAGCCCUUCCUGGGAGGGGCGUCUCUUAAGGACCUCAGGUGGCUGAGCCGGAAGGACCUCAACAUGGACGUGCCGACAUUCCUCACCCUGCAGGAAAGCGCGGUCCUCGAGCUGACUCCGUUGGAAGUCCGCGGUUUACUCGGGAGCAACGUCAAGGAGCUGAGGGACCGGAGGAGGAAUCCGCUCAUCAGCCGCUGGAUCGGGAAGCAGACGGCCGCUGCCCUGGAAGCCCUCGGCGUUGGCUAUGUCGGAGGGAGGCCCGACGGCUACCUCGUCAUCCCGCGGAUUGGCAAGAUGUCGUCACUCGAACCCACCUCCGGCGCCGCCGCCCAGCUCCACGUCCCACCUUUCACCCUGCUCCUGCUGAGCGCCUUUCUGCUCCCCCAUCUUGCCUGACCCCCCGUCGGCCAUCGCGGGCCCACGGUGGGUCCGCGGCGGGCCUGGCGGUCACUUCCCGGAAGCCGGGGCCUUCCCUGGGAUGGUGGCCGGGAUUUAUUUAUUCCUCUAGGUUUGGGCUGGGAAUUCCUCCCGAGGACGGGAGCGCUUCCGCACUCCUAAAAUCCUCCUCUUCCUGGUGGCGGGGGUCACGGUGAAUAAACGGGGUCGAUCGUGAGACCGCUGUACUUGGUUUUAGACCGUGAGCCCACUGGUGGGUAGGGACUGUCUCUAUACGUUCCCGACUUGUACUUCCCG